This is a messenger RNA of Heterostelium album PN500, 1731 nucleotides long. It is a transcript of the gene mcfW, whose product is annotated as mitochondrial substrate carrier family protein. Gene Ontology annotation, biological process: NAD transmembrane transport. The coding region runs from base 1 to 1731 and encodes 576 amino acids. Lineage: Eukaryota; Evosea; Eumycetozoa; Acytosteliales; Acytosteliaceae. The record is from RefSeq and is a predicted model, not a curated record. Gene Ontology annotation, molecular function: NAD transmembrane transporter activity. The transcript is spliced from 7 exons.
AUGAAUAAACAAAAUACACCAUCACCACCACCACCUAUAGCAACAAAUACAGCAACAACUAGUAGUAGUAGACAUGUAUAUCAUCCAAAGUUGAUUGAGAUGGCAGCUGGAUGUGGUGCUGGUGCAGCGGCAUCGUUGGUGACGACACCUCUCGAUGUACUGAAAACAACUAUACAGGUACGAAGAAAAGGCGAUGGUAUAACGGUGUGGCGUACCUUUACAGAGAUGGUCGAUAAAAAAGGUGUGCGUGGUUUGUUCGUAGGACUGAAACCGACACUCGUUGGUCUGGUACCUUCUUGGGCAAUCUACUUCUCAUCGUACUCCUACUUCAAAUCGAAACUUGGACAACUCCUACACACCGAUCCAUCGACAUCGUCCGGACUACACAUGAUCGCUGCAAUGGGUGCCGGUGCUACGACAUCAACCAUAACCAACCCAAUAUGGGUAAUAAAAACUAGAUUAAUUACACAAGAAAUGAGUGGAAGAGAAAGGAGAUAUACUGGUAUAGCUCAAAGUUUUGUAUCGAUUAUAAAGGAGGAGGGUGUUGCUGGUUUAUAUAAAGGUUUAGGUCCAAGCUUGUUAGGUCUAAUACAUGUCGGUGUACAAUUACCACUUUACGAGAAGUUAAAAAUGAUAAUGAAAGAAAAGAAACAAAAAGAAUUACAAAUGUUUGAUAUUGUUUUGGCAUCGUCUGCAAGUAAGAUUGUUGCUAGUAUAGUGGCGUAUCCACACGAAGUACUUAGAUCACGUUUACAAGAUAAUUCACCACAUUCACCAUUCAAACUAAAAGGCGGUCUACUGGCGAAUUUCAAACAGAUCAUCAAUGAAGAAGGUUUCCGAGGAUUAUAUAAGGGUAUGGGUGUCAAUUUGAUAAGAGUGACACCUGCCUGUGCAAUUACAUUUACAUCUUAUGAGUUUAUAAGAAAUUAUUUAGUUUCCAUUGACAGUAGUGGUGGUAAGUCCGAUCAACAACAACAACAACAACAACCACCACCACCAACAAUAAAAGAAGAGAAAAAGGAACAACCAGUAAAUCAUAAUCAUCUAUACAAACUUUGGCAUACAAAUUUGACUGUUGUUUCUUCAUUUUUAUUUGGUUUGUCACAAACAGAAUAUUUCAUACAAGAGGAUUUUUGUGUAUGGGUAUACAAAUCUGAUUUGAACUUUCCAAGACAUCUAUAUAUUGCUAGCAAUGGUGAUGUUUUAGUAUCUACAAACGGUACCAUAACUGCUCUAUAUGAUACCAAUACGAAUGGAAAUCUUAUUAAUGAUGUAUUAAUAUAUAGCAACCGCACCUGGAUUAAAUCAUGGUAUCGAUUUAUUUCAACGACUUUCCAACCACCCUAUGAUAAGGGUAUGUUUGUCACUCAACACGGAUCGUGGGAUCGUGUCCCGACCACUGGAUAUCAAGUGGUACACAUUCAAACCGAUAGCAACUACAAUCCUGUGAAUGCAACGAUUACCAAAUUCUUUGGUGGCGUACCUACUCCUCAAGGUGAUAAAUGUGCAUUCCGUCCAGUGUCGGUUGCACGUCUCGCACCUGUGGUAACAGCAACACAGAGUGUCUCUUGGUAUCGAGUGACGCAUCCUGUACAAUCAUUGCAAUUCGCUAUCAACCAAGAACCAACAACAACAACAACAACAGCACUACACCAACACCUUCCACUGGAAAAUCAGCAACAAAUACAACCACUGGAAUUAAUUACAUCAAAUACUAGACCAACAUAUUGA